AAUGUACCAAGGUUAUCAUGCUCAAAAUGAGUUUUAUACAGAAUUUGUAAAAGUUCACAGCAAGAUAUACAUUAUUAUUUUUGUUUCGCGCAGAAAUUACAUCGAGAUUUUGCGAAGAAAACAAAAAGCAAGGGUAGAAAAUGAAGAGUUCUUCCUUAUUUCCAUUAUUAUUUAUUGUUUUCACGCACGUGCUAGCAACGUGGCCAAUCAUUAACAUUCGAAGAAGAUUUAAAAUCGAAACAGACGAACGAAACAUCAAAAAACUUAUUGAAGCAUUAGAAGACGAUUUUACCCAUACCUGGAUGUACCAAGAUCUUUACAGCACACCUGAUCAACUUGGCGUGACAGAAGAACGCGUGGAAAAAGCGCUCUCUAAUGUGGGAAACGAACAGCGCCUAAAUAACUUACUAUUAAGAGCUUUACAAGGAGAAGAAGUGAAGCUAGUUAUAAUAGGAGGCUCGAUAUCGAAAGGGGCGCCGUUCUCUGAAGAAGGAAAGGGGAACAUGGUGUAUUUUAACGCAAUCGAAGAUUGGUGGAACAAAGUGAUUGGUUCAGUUACACAAUCCAGCAUGUCUUCUGACAGCAUCGCAAUUGGUGGGGUAGGAACGGAUUAUUUUUCGUACUGUCUUCAUACACACCUGGAAGAAGACAACAAAGCGAAACUUAUACUAUGGGAGCUUUCAGCUAACGACAGAGGGAGGUACGACAGCGCGCCCUUUCCACCAGGACAACCGUUGGAACAAUUUACACGAAAUGUGUUAACGCGAGUAUCCAAGCCUACGCUGAUGUACAUACAUUUCUUUCGAGGUCAGGACUACAUGGGAGGGCAAUGCAAGAAUUGCGAAGACGAAGGUGGCGACACGAUCGCAAGUCAUUACAAUAUCACGUCGUUAAGUUGGAGAAAUUUCGUUCGCGACAGCAUGGUGGCUAAAGAACCUCUCUUCCUUGAAAAAAGUAUAUUCGCUGAUGAUAAACUUCAUCCUAGUAUAUUAGGGCACGCACAGAUGGCAUACUUGAUCAUAAACCAUUUGAAAAAAACAUUUUUAAAAUUUCUUAAGCAGAGUGCGUUGGAUAUUACGCGGAAAUCAAAACAAGGAGUGGUCAAUGAGGAUGACAUCGACCUGCCUGAUAUCAUGUAUCAAGACACAUCAGCAGGAAAACCACUUUGUUUUACCUACUUCAAAUAUAAUUCGAACGAACCAAAGGAAAGUUUAUUAGUAGAAUAUAAAAAACAAGAUGGCUACCGAUUUAACAUCUUUAAACAAUUUAAAAUACGGGAAGAUAAAUUAGGCGGAAUGCAAACCAAGCUGGCACAGAAAGAACUUCAAGUUGCAUUUGAUCUACCAACAAACUAUUCAAAGCUUGCAAUUAUUACACAUGGCGGUACAGGAGGGGCGCAAAUAUCGCUAGAUCGUUUUACGCCAGUAUUGGUAGAAACAGAUAACUACACCAUGGGGACUAAGCUCCAGGUGAUUAGAAAAGACUUGAAAACAGGAAAGCAUGUUUUGAAUGUGAAGUCGAUGAACAAUGGGUUUGCAUUGUGUGGAAUUGCUGUGAUAUGAUAGGAAAAUAUGAGAG
Messenger RNA from Hydractinia symbiolongicarpus, 1578 nucleotides. RefSeq lists its product as uncharacterized. The transcript has a single exon. Lineage: Eukaryota; Metazoa; Cnidaria; Hydrozoa; Anthoathecata; Hydractiniidae. Bases 141 to 1562 code for a protein of 473 amino acids. The record is from RefSeq and is a predicted model, not a curated record.